AUGUAUCAGAACCUGCCUCUCCACUCACUGGUUUUAGUUCUUUUUACAGACCCGUCUGGACCACACUGUUUCUACAGUAAUUACUGCCCACGGCUAGUUUAUCCUCUGACUCGUCCAGUCCAGCAGUACACCGUGGUGGGAGCUUCACCAAUGUACGCGGAAACUGAAGCAGAGCUUGAGACGAGACUCGACAGCAGGGACACGCAGAAGGGACACGCAGGACACUCGAGGAGCGGCCCCAGGAGCAGCCCCUGUACCAGCCCCGGUACCAGCCCGGAGCGGCACCAGGAUCAGCGCAGAACAGACGAGACGGGUCGGGAGUCUUCUGUGGCGGACGGACGCGGUGCAGCAGGAGCGGCCCAGGGAUUUACAGGACGCCAGGGUUCGAGACGCACAUCCAAUCUGCGCGCGCGCACUAUCGGAGCCCACCAGGAGUGUGGAGAAAAGGCCAGCACCAAGCUAAUGUGUGUGCAGUGUGGUGUUUUUAAGUGUGAUUUCCCCUGUCCCCCCAACCAGUGUGACCGAGGCUCGGACAGACGUAGGCAGACGCGCGCUCUGGGAGUGCGGGCAGACUGGUACGCGGAGCCAGCUCGGCCUGGAUCAGCAGCGGACCAGACCAGCCCGGGGUGGCUAGACUGCGCACGCCAGAUAAAUCGCAUCAACCCUCCUACCAGUGGGAUGAACGGGGCCGCCCCAUCUGCUUACAGUGUGGACUUUCUGGACAUGUUCGGCGCUGGUGCCCACAAAGGCAACAAAGACAGCAGGAUUUUUAGCAACCCCUACAGCUGA
Molecule: messenger RNA, 789 nt
Organism: Knipowitschia caucasica
Lineage: Eukaryota; Metazoa; Chordata; Actinopteri; Gobiiformes; Gobiidae
Source: the annotation of a GenBank genome assembly